AUGUGGAAACUUCGCGACAUGAUUCGCAACUUUUACAUUGCAAAUUAUAGAGAUUUUGUAUUUGUGAAGAACGAUCGCCUGCGACUGACUAUGGAAUGUGCAUACGAAGGAUGUGAAUGGUGUAUCCAUACUUCCCGACUUGGGAAUCAAGCAAGUUUUGCAAUUAAAAAAAUGAAUAGUCAGCAUACAUGUGGCGGAGGGUUGCAAGUCCUGUCGCAUCCUGAGGCUUCGAAACGUUGGAUUUCAAACAUAGUUAAAGAAAAACUUCAAGAUAUGCCGUUAUAUAGGCCGACUGAUAUCGUAAAGGAUAUUCGUCGAGAAUAUGGUGUUGAAUUGUCGUAUCAUCAAGCUUGGCAUGGGAAGGAGGUGGCUAUGAAGGACCUUUAUGGUCACAGAUCAAAAUCUUAUGACCGGAUACGCUGGUAUUGCGAUGCCAUUCUUGAGACCAACCCUGACAGCAUAGUGGAGUAUGGAACUAUUGAAGGUCGAUUCAGACGCCUAUUCAUUUCAUUUCAUGCUUCAGUAGUGGGUUUCAUAAGAGGAUAUAGACCUCUGAUUUUUAUGGAUGGAACAUUUAUAAAGCAUAAGGAUGGAGGAGUAGUACUUGGCGCGACUUCCAAAGAUGCGAACGAUGAUAUGUUUUCUAUUGCUUAUGGUGUGGUCGAUACGGAGACUGAUGAUAAUUGGGACUGGUUUUGUCGGAAUUUGAAAGAAGCAAUUUAUAGUUGCAUUGAGUGGCGAAGUGAGCAAAUCACAUUUAUGACGGAUAGACAUCAAGAAAUUAUUAAAUCAGUGCCAAAGUACUUUUCUGGUAGUUAUCACUCAUAUUGUUUCCGUCAUGUGAAAGACAACUUCAAGAAUCAGGUGCUUGUCCAUUAUUGUGCAAGUGAGAGAAAGAUGCUGCUCGAUUUACUAAAUGCUGCUGCCUAUACUCCAAGGCUAAAUGUUUUCCACAAAUUAAUUAGCAAGCUUACAUUAGAUGCUCCAGGAAGUAGAACUUUUCUCCUGCAUGCAAAUCCGAAGCAUUGGGCAAAUGCAGUAUUUCCAGGUCCACGAUGGGGUAUUAUGACAUCUAACGUGGCAGAGUGUUUCAACAGUUGGAUCUUGGAGGCUCGCCAUCUUCCCGUGCCUCAGUUGGUUGACCAUAUCAGGCUUCAAAUAAUGACAUUGAUGCAUGAACGGCGUAAUCGAGGUUACAAUAUUCAAACAAAUCUAUGCCCAGAUGUAGAGAAAGUAUUGCAUAGAAAUGCAGAAGACGGUCGGAGAUUAUCCGUAUUUACGUCAAACAUAAUGAUAUAUGACGUAAAGGAUACAAACUACUCUUGCGAAGUUGACCUCCAGAAUAACAAAUGCUCUUGCGGCGAGUGGCGAAUAUUCCGCAUACCAUGUAAGCAUGCAUGUGCAUGCAUUGAGAAGGCUGGUAGAUCACUGUACCACUUCACUGAUAAUUGUUUCAAAACUGAAAUGUACAGAGCAACAUAUGCUGAAGCUAUUAGUCCAAUUCCUGAUAUCGAGGAGCUCUAUAGUGCCUCAGAUGAGAUUCAUAUUUUACCCCCAAUCAUAAAGACUCAUCCAGGUAGGCCAAAAAAGAAGAGAAGACCUUCGCAAGGGGAGUUAGUACGUCAUAUAAAAUGUGGAUGCUGCGGAAAGCUUGGGCACAAUAGAAGAACUUGUAAUGUGGCCAUCGACUAA
Messenger RNA from Phoenix dactylifera (date palm), 1692 nucleotides. RefSeq lists its product as uncharacterized. Lineage: Eukaryota; Viridiplantae; Streptophyta; Magnoliopsida; Arecales; Arecaceae. The record is from RefSeq and is a predicted model, not a curated record. Gene Ontology annotation, molecular function: zinc ion binding.